Messenger RNA from Sorghum bicolor (sorghum), 769 nucleotides. RefSeq names its product 40S ribosomal protein S15. Gene Ontology annotation, molecular function: structural constituent of ribosome; RNA binding. The transcript has 4 exons. Lineage: Eukaryota; Viridiplantae; Streptophyta; Magnoliopsida; Poales; Poaceae. Gene Ontology annotation, cellular component: cytosolic small ribosomal subunit; ribosome. The coding region runs from base 123 to 584 and encodes 153 amino acids. The record is from RefSeq and is a predicted model, not a curated record. Gene Ontology annotation, biological process: translation; ribosomal small subunit assembly.
CUAUAUAAGCCCCGCACGAACGCUCACUCCAAACCCUACCCGCCGCCGCUUCCUCCCGCCGUCCAAGCAGCGCCUCCGCUACCAGCACACGUCGUCUCGAGCUCCCGCUCCCCCCUUCGACCAUGGCGGACGUGGAGGUGGAUACGGAGGUGGCGGCCGCGGGGCCGAAGAAAAGGACGUUCCGCAAGUACAGCUACCGCGGCGUGGACCUCGACGCGCUCCUCGACAUGUCCACCGACGACCUCGUCCAGCUCUUCCCCGCGCGCGCACGGCGGAGGUUCCAGAGGGGUCUGAAGAGGAAGCCCAUGGCGCUCAUCAAGAAGCUCCGCAAAGCGAAAAAGGACGCCCCCGCCGGUGAGAAGCCUGAGCCUGUGAAGACCCACCUCCGCAACAUGAUCAUUGUGCCUGAGAUGAUUGGGAGCAUUGUUGGUGUCUACAACGGCAAGACCUUCAACCAGGUUGAGAUCAAGCCGGAGAUGAUUGGCCACUACCUCGCAGAGUUCUCCAUCUCGUACAAGCCUGUCAAGCACGGUAGGCCCGGUAUCGGUGCUACCCACUCUUCGCGGUUCAUUCCUCUGAAGUGAGGACCAAAUAUGGGCUUCUGUUCUAUCAGUUGGAUUUUUUUUCCAUGUAGCAUGAGCUGCCAAGUUAAAACUAUGUAUACCUACUACUUCUAUGUAAUGAGCGUACUGGCUGUGAACCAUUAUUAACUGUUAUGUUGUUUUUGACGUUCUAUUUGAUUGCCAUAUACCUCAUUGGAUGUAAUGCC